Molecule: messenger RNA, 5157 nt
Organism: Alligator mississippiensis (American alligator)
Lineage: Eukaryota; Metazoa; Chordata; Crocodylia; Alligatoridae
Gene: SLC25A48
Product: solute carrier family 25 member 48
Exons: 9
Coding region: 242-1294 (350 amino acids)
Biological process (GO): transmembrane transport
Cellular component (GO): mitochondrion
Molecular function (GO): transmembrane transporter activity
Source: RefSeq, a predicted model, not a curated record
GAGGCACUUGGAGACAGACAGUGGGAGAGUUUAGAGUCCGGGUCGAUUUCAGGUUUAGGACUGCUGAAACUUGCAAACGAAACAAACUGUUACUACAAGCACUUGGGAUCCUGUGGUCUUGGAUAUCAUCUCAGAGAGCCACAGAGGCACGUUCCUGCUGACCUCAGUAGCUCAGGCAGCAGCAAUUGAAUGUGUGCUGCAAACUUGCAGGAAAAGAUUUGACUAGGAGUUGUUUGAAACCAUGGGCAAUUUCCAAUUAGAAGAUUUUGUAGCUGGUUGGGUAGGAGGUGCUGCAAGUGUAAUCGUGGGGCAUCCUCUGGACACAGUAAAGACCCGGUUGCAAGCUGGACAAGGCUAUAGGAAUACACUCAACUGUGUCUUCACCGUGUACAGAAAUGAAACUGUCGCUGGGUUUUUUAAAGGAAUGUCUUUCCCAUUGGCCAGCAUUGCUGUCUACAGCUCUGUGGUAUUUGGUGUCUUCAGCAAUACUCAGAGAUUUAUUUGCCAGCAUCGCUAUGGAGAUUCCAACCAUGCCUCAACAGUCUCAGACUUGGUUGUUGCUAGCAUGGUAGCAGGAUUUGUUUCAGUAGGAAUUGGCUGUCCUGUGGACCUGGUAAAAAUAAGGCUACAGAUGCAGACACAGCCAUUUAUUCAAGAUGGCCUGAGAGACAUGGGAAAGGCAGGAUUUCUAAGAUCUUGGAAGACAGACUGUGCUGCAUUGUGCUUGCUAAGGUUAUUUUCCCAAACAAAACUGAGAUGCAAGCUUGGAGAGCUCAAUUCAAACAUAAACUUAAAGCCCCAGGCAGCUGGGUUUCCUGUUCAGACUGCGUACAGAGGCCCAGUCCACUGUAUUAGCUCAAUCCUCCGGAAAGAGGGCUUAGCAGGAAUAUACCGAGGUGCUGGUGCAAUGGUUCUGAGGGAUGUUCCUGGGUAUUGCCUAUACUUCAUCCCUUACACGUUUCUCUGUGAAUGGUUCACCUCAGAUGGACGCAGGUCUCCUAGUCCCUCUUCAGUGUGGAUAGCAGGGGGCAUAGCAGGAGCAAUCUCCUGGGGGACUGCUACUCCAAUGGAUGUUGUGAAAAGUCGACUUCAAGCAGAUGGGGUUCAUUUAAACAAGUACAAAGGGGUCAUUGACUGCAUCUCCCAGAGCUACCACAAUGAGGGCUUAAAAGUCUUUUUUAGGAGCAUGACAAUCAAUGCAGUGAGAGGAUUUCCGAUGAGCGCAGCCAUGUUUCUUGGAUAUGAACUUUCACUCAAAACAAUAAGAGGAGUCCAAGCUGACAUCAAUCCUUGACAUCCAGUGUCAUUAAGAAGACCAGGCCAGUGUUUUGCUUCCCUGAGCCAAAUCAGCGGUGUGGAACUGAUGACAGCCUCAUUGGUGUUAGCAUACGAUAUGCUCUGAAGAGCCCCAUCAACAUAGUUUUCUCUCCUUUUCGUGGACCUAGUCAAUGAAGAGUGAGCUACAAAUCUGCACCAGCUAAAUCCAAAUCCAAAGAACAUUCUGUCCCUGAAAUCUUUCUCUCUGAAGUCCUAAAGCACCUUAACAAUUACUAUGGUUAUCUGGUUGUGAUCUAGCCCUCUGCCAGUAAUAUGUGUUGCCAGUGAGCCAAAGGUGAAACACAUUUUCCCCUGACAACAUAAGCAGUCAUCUGUUCCCAAAGGCUGGCAGCUGGUGACACUAGAGUUAUGUUGUGUCCUUUCUAUACAUCAUGCUCUUGACACAUCAUCUCCAAGAAUGUAGGACUUUUCUUUUUGUCAACAAAGAUGUUCCACCUCCUUAGGUAUCAAAGGAAAAAUAGCUUUGUACCCUGUAGUUCUGCAUUCCUUCCAAAUUGUAGCUUGGAUCCCAGGGACAAAAAAAUUGGUUAUCUAUCCCUGUCUUUGGAGAACAUUGUGCUACAUCACACCAUUACCAGAAGAGUUUGGUGUGAUUUCCUACAGUCUUUUCUCAAGAAGAUUUGGAGGACUUCCGUAACAUUAGGAGGGCACAGACUGAGGGAAGUUCAGUGGGAAAGCUAUGGGAAUGCUUAUUACUGUCUCUGAUUUGCUAGCCGGCGCUAUUAGUCCUCAUCUUUCAUGAGCACCACAUUUGAUACACUUUGUUCUCUGCUUUCCCAAAAUUUACUUAACUUUCUUUACAGACUUCUUGUACUCUACCUCACCAAACAUACUGAUUGGUAGGCCUCGCAAACAAAUGCCAACUCCUGCAGAACUUUUGAUGGAGGCUCUGGUUGAGUAGGGGCUAUAAGAUGAGGCCCAAAAUAUUUUCUCUAAAGCACUGGCUUGGCUUCAGACCUGCUGCCAGCAGGUCUAAUCCCAUUUACAGCAGCAGGUGUCAGCAUGAGAUCUUAAUUUGCUCUUCUGUGUCCAUAGCCUCCUGCCAAGGUCUUGUGUCCUUACAUUGCUGUGUCUAACUUCUAAAAAUCUUCAUGAUGUCUUUCUUAAGGGGCAAGUUUCUGAUGCAGAAAAUAGAGUAGCCAUGGCAGGUAAAUGCAAGGCUUUUGAUGGUACCUGUAGAUAGCAAGAGUGAAAUUGUGGGACCAAGAUAGAGAAAGCAAAGGGACAGCGUGUUCUGCAAGAAGAGUUGGGAAGGCUACUGCAAUAUGGAAGGUGGAUAGUUUGCUCAGUCCCAUCUUAGAGCUUCUCCUGUGGGAACAUAUAGAAAGAAAAGUAGUAACUGUAACCGGAGUGCUGAGGGAAUUAGCAGAGGUCAUUGCGGGACCCCUGGCACAGCUUUACAAGCACUUGUGGCGCUCUGGUGAGGUGCCAGAGGACUGUAAAAGUGCAAAUGUAGUCCCCAUUUUCAAAAAAGGGAGGGAGGAGGACCCAGAAAACUACAGGCCCAUUAGUCUUACCUUGGUCCAGGGGAACCUCUUUGAGAGAAUUAUCCGGGUGCACAUCUGUGAGAGGCAAGCAGGGGAGUGUAUGCUUAGGGGCAACUCACAUGAGUUCAUUAGAGGCAGGUCCUGUCAGACCAACCUGGUGGCCUUCUACGACCAGGUCACAAAAGCCUUGGACGCAGGUAUCACGGUGGACAUAGCCUUUCUGGACUUUAGGAAGGCCUUCGACACAGUCUGUCACCCCAUUCUCAUUAAAAAAUUAGGAGAUUGUGGUGUUGAUGUCUACACAGUCAAAUGGGUCACAAAUUGGCUGAAGGGCCACACCCAGAGAGUGGUGGUGGAUGGACCAGGAGGGAUAUGAGCAGUGGGGCCCCCCAGGGCUCGGUCCUUGGUCUCGCACUGUUCAACAUCUUCAUUAAUGACUUGGACGAGGGGGUGAAAAGCGCCUUGUUCAAAUUCGCAGAUGACACUAAGAUGUGGGGAGAAGUGGGCAUGCUAGAAGGGAGAGACAGGCUGCAAUUGGAUCUGGACAAGUUACAGGGGUGGGCGGAUGAGAAUAAGAUGGGAUUCAAUACUGACAAGUGCAGGGUACUGCACCUAGGGAGGAAGAACCAGUAGCAGACCUACAGGCUGGGCUACUCCCUUCUCGUCAGCACAGAGGCAGAAAAGGAUCUUGGAGUCGUUAUAGACUCCAAGAUGAACAUGGCCACCAAUGUGGGGGCGUGGUCAGGAAGGCUAACCGCACCUUGCAAUGCAUCUACAAAUGCAUCACGAGCAGGUCCAAGGAGGUGAUCCUCCCCCUCUAUAUGACAUUGGUCGGGCCACAGUUGGAGUACUGCGUCCAGUUCUGGGUGCCGCACUUCAGGAGGGAUGUGGACAACAUCGAGAGUGUCCAGAGGAGGCCACCCGCAUGAUCAGGGGUCAGCAAGGCAGGCCCUAUGAGGAGAGGCUAUGGGACCUGAACCUGUUUAGCCUCCACAAGAGAAGGCUGAGAGCGGAUCUGGUGGCCAUCUAUAAACUGGCCAAGGGAGACCAGCAGGCAAUGGGAUAGUCCCUGUUCCACCUAGCACUGCCAGGAGUUACAAGGAAUAACAGCCCUAAGUUGACAGAGAGUAGAUUCAGGCUAGACAUCAGGAGGCACUCCUUCACAGUCAGGGCAGCUAGGAUCUGGAACCAACUUCCAAGGGAAGUGGUGCUCGCUCCUACCCUGGGGGUCUCCAAAAGGAGGCUGAAUCUUGCUGGGGUUCUUUGACCCCAGCAUUCUUUCCUGCCCAUGGCAGGGGGUUGGACUUGAUGAUCUGCUCAGGUCCUUUCCGACCCUACCAACUAUGAAACUACAGGUUUUUCUUCCAUAAGAUGUCCUCCAGGCAGUGUGGGAAGGGAGUAGAGUAGCAGCCAGGAGACUGCCCCAUUCUCCUCCAUGGAACCAGAAGAAAGAAAUAGGGAGGUGAGGUUUCCCUUCCCUUAAUACUGAAGGGUAGUGCCCGGGUGCAGGAUCAGAAGCUUCUCCCAAGAACCAGAAAGCAGUUCUUAGAAACAUGGAUUUGAGGAGGCUUCCUCUAUCACAGGAGUCUUGAUUAGAUCUCUUCUUGAAUCCAAAGAGGAAUGGAAAUGGGACCAAGAGACUUUUUCUAUCACGGGACCUAAAGAGCCAUAGGAGCAAGGCCUAUGUCUUCGUCAGUCUCAGAACCUGAGAAGUUGCAAAAUUAGGCUGAUAGCAUAGGUAACAGAUUCAUAAGUUCUUCUUCUGGAUGUGGUGUUUACUGCUCCUGAGAAUAACAAGUAAUCCGUUUUCCAAAAAUGAAUGACAAGAAUGCAUGUACCCGCUUAGCACAAGUACUUAGGUUCAUUGGUUACUAUUAGAAAGUCAUUCUCCACAUUCAUUGCGCACACAACUUUUUAUUUUCUAAGUAUAUAUCACAUGGCCCCAGCUAGAAUAAUGGUUGGGAAUAUUAUUUUUUCAAUGCUAAAAAGCUUAUAUGUAACUUAUCUGCCUAUUUUAUGUAAAAUAAUUUAAAAUAGAAUGGCAUGUGAGGGUUUGCAAUGACCUGUGGGUGGUUCUUCCCUGCAGGACAUCUCUGCCUUUAGUCAGCCAGACUUUGGUGUUAACAAGAGUCCGGAUCUUGCACCAUUGAAGUCAAUGGGAGCUUUGCAGUUGACUUCACAGAGCACAGAACAUGCUUCUCACAGUCGCUACAUAUGAACAUGCCCAUUUCCUCCACAGAAAAUAUUUUUUCACAGUCAGUCUGGUUAAGCAUCCAUGUGGCUGAGGCCACUUUCACUCAAGGAUCCCAAUAAAACUUUCACAUUACUUACA